Molecule: messenger RNA, 2491 nt
Organism: Daphnia pulicaria
Lineage: Eukaryota; Metazoa; Arthropoda; Branchiopoda; Diplostraca; Daphniidae
Gene: CIA30
Exons: 10
Coding region: 73-2289 (738 amino acids)
Biological process (GO): mitochondrial electron transport, NADH to ubiquinone; mitochondrial respiratory chain complex I assembly
Cellular component (GO): mitochondrion
Source: RefSeq, a predicted model, not a curated record
UAGCUGCUUCGCUAGCUAGCCGAUGCUUACCUUGUUUACAUUUAUUUGUGCUCCGAAAAAUUGCAAAACGAAAUGCACAGAUUUAUUGCAAACAAAUUACUUGUUCCUUCUUCUACGUGUGUUCGAGGGCUGGACUUUCCCGGAGUAUUUGUGCCGUCCACAUCUUUUCACGAAUACAGAAAAAGUGGAUAUGUAGACAAAACCCAGAAGAAGACGUCUACCAGAGAGUCCAUACGAGAUGGUUUGAAAGAGCUCAAACAGGAAAUAAGAAAUUGGACUGCCGAAGUCAAGGAUGGGGUUAUGAUGGAUCCUAUUAUGGCAUUGCCUCUUCCUGGGGAAGUGGAUGCCCAAUGGUUUUUUAACCAAAAUACCAAUUUUGAUGAUUGGGUUGUAACGGCUGAUAGUGAUCAUAAUGAAGGCCACAGUACCUGCUCAUUUGGUGUCAGUCCUGUAGGCAAGGGGCUAUUCAGUGGGAAUCUUUCAACACAGCUAGUCAAGGAUGGAAAAAUUAAAAAUGCUGGCUACUGUAACAUAAAAUCAAUUCGACCUCUGAAAUCAUUCAAGCGUGAUUCUUUCCACGACUGGAGUGCCUAUACCCAUCUUGUUCUGAGAGUUAGGGGUGAUGGAAGAAGUUACAUGAUUAACUUAGGAUCUGCAGGCUAUUUCGAUAUCAAUUGGAAUGAUCAGUUUCAUUUCGCUCUUUACACCAGAGGUGGCCCUCAUUGGCAGGUCUCUAAAAUACCAUUCUCAAAAUUUUUCAUGACCAGCAAAGGUCGUGUUCAAGAUCAUCAGCAGGCUGUUCCUCUCAAUAGAAUAACAAGUUUUGGCAUUACUGCUGCAGACAAGAUCAACGGACCUUUCAGGUUGGAGAUCGAUUACGUUGGGCUCGAGCGAGAUCCCACUCAUACGGAAGUUUCUGCCUACGAACAGUACAAGACCCCUUAUUUCUAUGCAGAUAACGUUAACGUUAGAAUGGGAAUGCCAGGAAUGGCAAAUUCCCAACCAAGAAUGGUACGUCCUGUUCUUAAUCUCAACUACAUGCCCAACAACAAUAACAAUCCACAUGGUCUCGCAUAUCGAUAUGCAGCCCCAGGAAUCAGUUUUCGCAACAGAGCCCCAAUGUAUCAACCUGUUUACCAGCACCAUACUGAGGAUUACCAGCAGCCGUACAUGAAUGAGGAGUUUUCCAAUUACUUUGGGAUUCAGAAUUCGAUGCAGGAGUUGAACUCCCAGACAUGGACAGAGUCAGAUUACUUCCAGUAUUUAAACGAGAGGGCUGCCCAAUCUCAGAUGAUUUCCCAGAACAACUAUCCACCCCAAUUUGCUCAGGUCGACCACACCGCUCGAUUUCUACAGAGGACCGCAGCCACUGCUCCCCAAGUUGUGCGACAGCCAAAAGUUGCAGCUAGUCAAAAACGUGGGGGUAACGCCAAUACUGUUUUCAAUGCGGGAUCAAUAACUUCCCAACAGUCUCAGAAAAAUGUGAAGAACAAUGGAUUCGCUAAAGUUCCUCGUCGCCAGAAUCAGCCAAUGGCUUUGCUACCAGCACCGAAACCAGCAAAUCACCGCACAGCAGAUAAGCCGGUACAAAAGAAGCCCCACAUGAUUCCAUUGAAGCAGCAGCAGCAGAAAUUCCAACCAGAAACCAAAGGGAAACCGAAUCAAAUGCAAACGAACAAGACGCAACUGACCCAACAGUCACAGGUGGAGGUGAUUAAGAAAGAAUUGGCGUACAAGGGCAAAGUUGAACGUGACCGUGUGCUAGUCGGUACUAUCCCAAAGCUUGUCAAAUGGCGUUCAGCUCGCCACAAGAUUCCGCCUGUCUACGGGACUGUUGGAAUCAUCGAUGAAAGGAGCAAUGUGGUGGAUGAGAAACUGAAAAUUGAGGAUCAGUUUAUCCUUUGCGACUUGAAGCAGUGGAAUUGUAACGCUGAACCGUUGGUGAAAGAGCUGAUGGAAUGCGUAGUCUACACAUCCGAGCAUCGCCAGCCAAUCUUUUCUAUCGGACAGUGCGUCAGGGUUGUUGGCCGCUUCAUACCGAACAAUGAGCUGUUCCAGGUCCUCAAGAUCCGCUUAGCUGAUGAAAGUGACCUCAACUAUUUGUCGUGUGUGGUCAAUAGCCAGGCAUUCAAACCCGACAAGUCCUUGGACCGUAGUCUUUCAGCUCCAUCUACUUUCGAUGCCAGUCAUGAAGAAGAACCGGUGAAUUCUACGAAAGAUUCAUAUCCCGUUCUUCAGACCACUCCGGCUCCUACUGCAGACACUGAUUAUCUCUUCCAGCCUUACUAAAGUAUCGUAGAGAUUCAUUUCUUCACGUUUAUUCCGUCCUUUACAUUCCCGUGUUCCUCAAGUCAGCCGUUGGAAGCGCCUCCUAUUUUUUGGUUCAAAACUUGUGUCCAGUUAACGGCCCCUUUUUGUUUGAGUUUAUUUUGGAUUUUUGUCUAUUUCUAGACACUCAUUUGUGAAUUCCAAUACAAGGACUUUUGCAAUA